UGUCUCGCGAGACGCUCGUUGCUAGGCAACCACACGCCGGCGCUGUUUAGUAGUGUAACCUGAAGCCUACAUACAAUGGCGGAUAGCCGGAGACCCGCGGCCGUGACCAACAAGGCAAAGAAAAGUAAGGUUGCCGGACCUACUGCUCCUGGACCUAUUAAAAAGACUACCAAGGAUAAUCUAUUAGAAAAAGAAGAGGAAUACAAGCGAUUAAAUGCUGAACUGGAAGCAAAAACAGCUGAGCUUGUACGCAAAGCUGAAGAAGUGAUGAAAGAUCAGCAACAACUGCUAUCACGACUAACUCUGACACAGGUUAAACUGUUUGAUGAAGAUGAGGAUGAUAGUUUGAGAAAGCUGCUCUCCCCAGAAGUGCCAACUUUAACAUUCCCAUAUGCAAAGAAUGAUGCUAAUGCAGGUACAAAACCCUCCACUCGGAACAGGUCUCUUUCUGCAACGAAUGGAAAAAAGCAAAUUCCUCGGCCCCGGCCGAGAACCGCAGACACACGAGCUGCCACGGACGUCGCAAUUCCAACAGAUAUUGCUGAUUUCUCACUUGCAAAAACCAUUAGUAAGAUUGAAUGCAAACUGGAGGAGGGGGAGCUGCCAGAAAGCACUGAGGAUGAUGUCAUUCCCGGACUAAGCAAUGAAAUUGGUGCAGAGGCGCAGAUCAGAUUUCUGAAAGCAAAGCUACGAGUCAUGCAGGAGGAGCUGGAUAAUAUAACCCAUGAAUGUAAUACAAAGGAUGAUGAGAGCCGCAGUCUUAAAACUCGUGUAAAAGAUCUGGAGGAGGAGCGUGGCCGACUACAGAAGACGGUGAACAUACAGCAAACUCAGGCUGAGAAAUAUAAAGCGUUUUCUGAAGAAGCUAAUAAGAAGAAUGAUGGGUUACAACAUCAGCUUUCUUCAUUAGAGAAGGAAGUGGAAAAUUUUAAAAGAAUACAGAAACAAUCUGCAAGCAGUCAGAGUGCCACUGAGGUUCGCCUGAACAGAGCCCUGGAAGAAGCAGAUAAAUAUAAAAUGGAACUCAACAAAUUUAAACAAAGUAACAAGGAUAAUUCUAGCCAAGAGAGGAAAAAGAUUGAAGAAUUAAAACUUGAAAAUAAGAAGCUGGAAAAGCAGAAGACUGAGCUGAUGGCUGGAUUUAAAAAGCAACUUAAACUUAUAGACAUUUUAAAGAGACAAAAGAUGCACAUUGAAUCUGCGAAGAUGCUUUCUUUCACCGAAGAAGAGUUUAUGAAAGCCCUAGAAUGGGGUGGCUCUUAAACCUGCUUUGCUGGUUUUGACUUAUAAUGAUACACGUGAUGUACAAAUGUAUAUUUUCCUAUGGCAGAGAUUUUUAUAUGGUUAGCUGCAAUACUAAAAUAUACUACAGGUUGAGUAUCCCUUAUCCAAAAUGCGUGGGACCAGAAGUAUUUUGGAUAUUGGAUUUUUCCGUAUUUUGGAAUAAUUGCAUACCAUAAUGAGAUAUCAUGGUGAUGGGACCCAAGUCUAAUCACAGAAUGUAUUUAUGCAUCAUAUACACCUUAUACACACAGCCUGUAGGUCAUUUAAUAGAAUAUUUUUAAUAACUUUGUGUGUACAUACACACAUUUCAGUUAUGUUUCAUAUACACCUUCUACACACAACACACAUUUCAGUUAUGUUUCAUAUACACCUUCUACACACAGCCUGAAGGUCAUUUAAUACACUAUUUUAAUAACUGUGUAUUAAACAAAGUUUGUGUACAUUGAGCCAUCAGAAAACAAAGGUUCCGUAUUUUGGAAUAUUUGGAUAUGGGAUACUCAACCUGUACAAGUGUGUGUGUGUGUGUAUAUAUAUAUAUAUAUAUAUAUAUAUAUAUAUAGCAAGAGAAGUGUACAGGUGCGCUGGUUGAACUUAAUUAAUGGUUUGCAGUUCACAGGUAAUUCCACCCCUUGGCUGUUACACUGGUGAACCAACACCGCUGCAAUUCUCCAAAAAGCUCAGGACCCCUUGAGCAGAUUUCUGGAAAAAAGGAAUUCAGGAGAAUGCGCCCAUAGUGUAAAUCAAAUUUAUUUUUUUAAAACAUUUCAUUAAAAACGAAUCACAGGUAUAGAUGUGCUAAUACCUUCUUUGACCCACUCUUUGGGCCAGUUUGUGCGCAUGAACAAAAAUCCACAAGGCUAUUACACCAACCACUGUGUCCAGAAGCCGGGACCGUGCACCGCGCUGCUGUCAGAAGCCCGUCCGGCCACCCGCAGCGGUUGGGGCGGAGCUUGCCAGACGUCUGCUUCACUCGGUGUCUGCUUCACUCGGUGUAUGCAUCUAGAUGUGCUAAUACCAAAGAAGGUAUUAGCACAUCUAUACCUGUGAUUCGUUUUUAAUGAAAUGUUUUAAAAAAUA
Messenger RNA from Pseudophryne corroboree (corroboree frog), 2361 nucleotides. RefSeq names its product testis expressed 9 (gene TEX9). The transcript has 12 exons. The record is from RefSeq and is a predicted model, not a curated record. Bases 76 to 1263 code for a protein of 395 amino acids. Lineage: Eukaryota; Metazoa; Chordata; Amphibia; Anura; Myobatrachidae.